Messenger RNA from Erythranthe guttata (spotted monkey flower), 768 nucleotides. The record is from RefSeq and is a predicted model, not a curated record. NCBI's taxonomy places the organism in Eukaryota, Viridiplantae, Streptophyta, Magnoliopsida, Lamiales, Phrymaceae.
AUGUUUCCUAAUUUGCCUAUGUUUAAGAGAACAGAUGAACUAGUUGACGGUCCAAACGCGGCCCACCACAGCUCGUCCGUUCUAGAAAGAUGGGACGAGAGAUUAGACGAUAUCUUCAAUGGCCGCCCUUACGAUAUGCUCGACGCUGCACUUACUGAUACCGUCCACAACUUCCCUUUAGACAUUAAGCCAUUCAAGGACAUGAUAGAAGGGAUGAGAAUGGACACGAGAAAGAAUCGAUACGCAAACUUUGAAGAGCUUUAUUUGUACUGCUACUAUGUGGCUGGAACUGUUGGCCUAAUGAGUGUUCCUGUAAUGGGAAUUGCACCCGAAUCGUCGGUUUCAGCUCAAACGAUAUACGAUUCAGCGCUUUAUCUAGGAAUCGGAAAUCAAUUGACGAACAUUCUAAGAGAUGUUGGUGAAGAUGCAUCAAGAGGGAGAGUAUACCUGCCGCAAGACGAACUGACGAAAUUCGGGCUGUGCGAUAAAGACGUGUUCUCAAGGAAAGUGAGUAAUGAUUGGAGAGAAUUUAUGAAAGAGCAGAUUAGAAGAGCACGGUUCUAUUUUGAUCUCGCCGAACAAGGGGCGACUCAGCUUCACAAAGCUAGCCGUUGGCCGGUAUGGUCAUCGUUGAUGUUGUACAGAAUGAUCCUGGAUUCGAUCGAAAGCAACGACUACGAUAACUUGACGAAGAGGGCGUACGUUGGAAGAACCAAGAAACUCAUGGCGUUGCCCGUUGCAUACACUAGAUCCCUAUCAAAUCCGACU